AUGCUCCUGUCCACACAGCUCCUGUCCACGCAGCUCCUGUCCACACAACUCCUGUCCACACAGCUCCUGUCCACACAGCUCCUGUCCACGCAGCUCCUGUCCACGCAGCUCCUGUCCACACAGCUCCUGUCCACGCAGCUCCUGUCCACGCAGCUCCUGUCCACGCAGCUCCUGUCCACGCAGCUCCUGUCCACGCAGCUUCUGUCCACGCAGCUCCUGUCCACACAGCUCCUGUCCUCGCAGCUCCUGUCCUCGCAGCUCCUGUCCACGCAGCUCCUGUCCACGCAGCUCCUGUCCACGCAGCUCCUGUCCACGCAGCUCCUGUCCACGCAGCUCCUGUCCACACAGCUCCUGUCCACGCAGCUCCUGUCCACGCAGCUCCUGUCCACGCAGCUCCUGUCCACACAGCUCCUGUCCACGCAGCUCCUGUCCACCACGCAGCUCCUGUCCACGCAGCUCCUGUCCACGCAGCUCCUGUCCACGCAGCUCCUGUCCACACAGCUCCUGUCCACGCAGCUCCUGUCCACGCAGCUCCUGUCCACGCAGCUCCUGUCCACGCAGCUCCUGUCCACGCAGCUCCUGUCCACGCAGCUCCUGUCCACGCAGCUCCUGUCCACGCAGCUCCUGUCCACGCAGCUCCUGUCCACGCAGCUCCUGUCCACGCAGCUCCUGUCCACGCAGCUCCUGUCCACACUGCUGAUCAGGCUGGUGCUGCUGAUGCUGGUCCUGCUCAUCAUCAGGCCCUGGCUCCUCUUCCACUGGCUCCCAGAGAUCACCAUCGCUGACGCAGAUGUUGUGCAGGAUGGCGCAACAGGCAGUCACCUCGACUGCAAAGAUCGUGCCCGUGCAUGGUGCCGGUUGAAGCGGGCUUCCACUGGGCUCCGAACAGGCUCUCUGUAUGGAGUGAGGAGUGUGAUGGGCUGA
Messenger RNA from Knipowitschia caucasica, 924 nucleotides. Lineage: Eukaryota; Metazoa; Chordata; Actinopteri; Gobiiformes; Gobiidae. The record is from the annotation of a GenBank genome assembly.